Amyelois transitella is the source of this 991-nucleotide messenger RNA. RefSeq lists its product as uncharacterized. The record is from RefSeq and is a predicted model, not a curated record. The transcript has 2 exons. Gene Ontology annotation, biological process: regulation of transcription by RNA polymerase II. Lineage: Eukaryota; Metazoa; Arthropoda; Insecta; Lepidoptera; Pyralidae. Gene Ontology annotation, cellular component: transcription regulator complex; nucleus. The coding region runs from base 1 to 828 and encodes 275 amino acids. Gene Ontology annotation, molecular function: DNA binding.
AUGAGUACCAGUGAUGAGGAAAAUAUUGACAUGGACUACCUCAUUUCUUUAGUUCAAGAACGGGAAGUACUGUGGGAUAAGUUUCAUGUGGAUUUUAAAAACAAUAAUUUAAAAGCGAAGGCAUGGGCAGAUGUUACAAAAAAUUUAUUUCCAGAAUAUGAUAGCUACGCUCCCGAUCGAAAGAACAAAAUUGGUAAUACUGUUGUGAAAAAGUGGAAAAAUGUCAAAGACACCUUUUUCAAACAUUUGAAAAAAAUUAAAGAAGCCUCGAGAUCCGGCUCAGCCGCUAAAAAGCUUGCAAAAUAUCAUUAUUACAAUCAGCUAUUAUUUUUAACCAAAAUAGCACAGAAUGCCACGGACGAUAGUUUAAACUUAGCUGAUGAAUCGACCAUGUGUUCUACAGAUGAUGUUCCUGUUCCUGGGCCGUCCCGCUAUGUUCCUGUCACCCGGAAGAGAACAUUACAAUUGGAUGAUUUUGAAAAAGAUACAUUAGAAGCAUUAAAAGCUCCUAAGGAGAAGGAGAAUCGCCACUUGUCCUUUUUUAAAGGCAUACUGCCAUCUAUAGAAGAUUUUACCGAACUUCAGACCCUGACUUUCCAAACAAAAGUUUUACAACUAAUCACGGAAAUGCGCUAUGGACAAUCGACUCCACAUUCGUCCUUUGCGUUUGAAGAGCAAUUAUCACACGGGUAUCAAACCCGAAAUUACCAAAGUACGGGUACGUACAGUUCAAUAAACUCAAAUUCUGCUGUAUUUCAAUCUCCAAAUCAAGGUUCUGAAGUGUCUCAAAAUAGCGAAGAGAUUGAAUAUGACUUUGCAAACAUGUAAGUGAUAAUAUUGCCCUGAAGUUGAUUUGAAAAUCUAUUAUAAUAUAUAAAACAAAGUCGUGUGUGUUACACCAUUUGUACUUAACUCGAAUAAAGCAAGUUGAAAAAAUAAAAGAUUUUCAUUACUUACCUCAAAGUGAUACCCAACAUUUCUAUUGGCUCCA